Messenger RNA from Vigna umbellata (rice bean), 2998 nucleotides. Lineage: Eukaryota; Viridiplantae; Streptophyta; Magnoliopsida; Fabales; Fabaceae. The record is from RefSeq and is a predicted model, not a curated record.
AUAGAAUUUGAUUUAGGAGAUUAUUUGUUGUCAAUAAAAAAUAUUAUUAUAAUGUAAUAUUAUCAAUAAGAAGUGUGACAUGCAUGGUAGACCUAAGACGUUGCUCAAUGUCUUGGUUUUGCUAAUGGCUACUUUGUACAGAACAUUAAGCAGAAGAAGCUGUUGUCAUGCCUCAGCUUCUCUAACCCGUACCUAUUACUCGUCACGGCUACACCAAUACAACAAAUAUAUAUCCAAUCUGAUUCGAAGUUGUAGAUUAAGAGAAGCGAGAGCACUCUUUGAUACCAUGAAGCACCGAAAUGCCGUUACUUGGAAUUCCAUGAUUAGUGGGUACGUGCAUCGGAGAGAGAUUGUCAAGGCACGCCAAUUGUUUGACGAAAUGCCCCAAAGGGACAUCGUGUCCUGGAAUCUCAUUGUUUCGGGUUACUUUUCGUGUCGUGGAAGUAGGUUCAUCGAGGAAGGACGUAAGCUGUUUGAGCUAAUGCCCGAAAGAGAUUGUGUCUCUUGGAACACGGUCAUCAGUGGGUAUGCUAAAAAUGGCAGGAUGGACCAGGCUUUGAAGCUCUUCAAUGCCAUGCCGGAGCGUAAUGUUGUGUCCUCCAAUGCUGUGAUCACUGGGUUCUUGCUGAAUGGAGAUGUGGAUUUGGCAGUUGGUUUUUUUAAGACGAUGCCUGAGCAUGAUUCGGCCUCUCUUAGUGCCCUUAUUUCAGGGCUUGUUAAAAACGGUGAAUUGGACAUGGCUGCUGGGAUUUUGCACGAAUUUGGUAGUGAUGAUGAUAGUAAGGAUAAUUUGGUGCAUGCUUAUAACACCCUGAUUGCAGGUUAUGGUCAAAGAGGUCAUGUGGAAGAAGCUCGGCGCCUUUUUGAUGAGAUUCCAGAUGAUCGAGGUGGUGGUGAAAAGGAUCAAAGGAGGUUCAGGCGAAAUGUGGUCUCAUGGAAUUCAAUGAUGAUGUCCUAUGUGAAAGCGGGAGACAUAGUCUCUGCCAGGGAACUCUUUGAUAGGAUGGUGGAGCGUGAUACCUGUUCUUGGAACACUCUGAUCAGUGGCUAUGUUCAAAUCUCGAACAUGGAUGAAGCUUCAAAGCUUUUCAGGGAAAUGCCCUGUCCUGAUGUACUUUCAUGGAAUUCGAUAGUUUCUGGGUUUGCGCAGAACGGUAACUUGAAUCUUGCAAAAUAUUUCUUUGAGAAGAUGCCCCACAAAAACCUGAUCUCAUGGAAUACGAUGAUAGCUGGUUAUGAGAAAAAUGAAGACUAUAAGGGUGCUGCUAGGCUAUUUUCUCAGAUGCAGCUUGAGGGAGAGAAGCCAGAUAAACACACAUUAUCAUCAGUUAUCAGUGUGUGAACUGGGUUGGUGGAUCUUUACCUAGGCAAGCAGAUACAUCAGCUUGUCACGAAGAUUGUUCUUCCUGACUCACCGAUAAAUAAUUCCCUUAUUACCAUGUACUCGAGAUGUGGGGCAAUAGUUGAUGCAUGUACUGUAUUUAACGAGAGAAAACUUUAUAAAGAUGUGAUCACUUGGAAUGCAAUGAUUGGAGGCUAUGCGUCUCAUGGCUUAGCGGCAGAAGCCCUUGAGCUUUUCAAACUGAUGAAAAAGCUUAAAAUUCACCCUACCUAUAUAACCUUCAUUUCGGUUUUAAAUGCAUGCGCCCACGCAGGACUAGUUGAAGAAGGGAGGAUACAAUUCAAAUCCAUGGUUACGGAAUAUGGUAUUGAGCCACGGAUUGAGCACUUUGCCUCCCUUGUGGACAUCUUGGGACGGCAGGGGCAGCUUAAGGAAGCUAUGGAUUUGAUUAACACCAUGCCAUUUAAACCAGAUAAGGCUGUGUGGGGUGCAUUACUAAGUUCUUGUAGAGUUCAUAAUAAUGUAGAAUUGGCCAUAGUAGCUGCUGAUGCUUUGAUCAAACUUGAACCAGAAAGUUCAGCUCCGUAUGUAUUGUUAUAUAAUAUGUAUGCUAAUUUAAGACAGUGGGAAGAUGCUGAGCAUGUGAGAGUUUUGAUGGAAGAAAAGAAUGUCAAGAAGCAAGCAGGAUAUAGUUGGGUAGACUGAUCGACAGAGACAACUUUAUUGUCUUAGAAAUCUUCAGUCUACAAUAGAUGUCAGAUAAUUUUAGUGUUAGUUAUUCAACAUAACCAUACACAUACUGUGCCAGAUAGGAAAGAUGAUAUUGACUGAUUAAGCAGAUUUCAAAGUAGAAUAAAUUUCCAGACGUUGGUUUGAAAUGGAAGAAGCAUAUCUUCUGGCAAACAUUCAGAGGUAAGAAAGGGGUAGUUAUUUGUUAUUUUUGGAUGAACUUAACUUUGUGAAUUAGUGGCGUAGUGGUGUCAACUGCCAUAAAUCUCAGCUUAUUUUCUGUGUUUUUUUUAAUAGAUCAAUUUGCCAAUGUCAACAUUACGUGAUUUCUACUUUGGCUGGCUGGAAGAUUAGUCUUCCAUAUGCUGAAGGCGUCACUUGUUCCUACCUGUAAAAGAAUUCUGUCUGCCAUGAAACGUUCUAUGUGGCUGUUUGGCACUGGUAAAGUGCGUCGGAAGUUUGAGUUAACAAACCAAUAUUUUGGAAGUUUAGGUAACUUUGAGGUUGCUGAACCAGUGUAUACUUGGAAAGGAGUGGCAGAGUUUAUAAAGGAGGUGAAGUAAAAAAAAUUCGUCCACCCUCCCUUGUAAUCGGUAGAGAAUAAACUAUAAUAAAUUUGUAUAGAGAUUAGACAUUCAAAUUAUAUUUACUUUGAAUAUAUAUAUUUUUUUUUCAAAAUUAUUAGUUAAAAUAUGUCAGAGCUACAAAGUAUUAUGGAUGAAAUUUGUAAUGGGCUGAACUUAGUAUCGGACACUCUUCUGAGAAUCGUCACAUUCUUCAAAGUAUGUGUUAACUCCCACAUGAUUUCGAUUUGUCAGAAUGAUGUUUCUUAUGAAAUCGUUAGAAAGUGGAGAUUUUGAAGAAUCAAGUUCAGGAUCUCAUUAAUGGAAGAGAUCAAAAAUCAAAAUUAUCAAUGGUGACAAUUAU